Messenger RNA from Uloborus diversus, 2984 nucleotides. It is a transcript of the gene Su(var)3-3, whose product is annotated as lysine-specific histone demethylase 1A-like. The transcript is spliced from 2 exons. The coding region runs from base 78 to 2435 and encodes 785 amino acids. Gene Ontology annotation, molecular function: protein binding; flavin adenine dinucleotide binding; oxidoreductase activity. Gene Ontology annotation, biological process: regulation of DNA-templated transcription. NCBI's taxonomy places the organism in Eukaryota, Metazoa, Arthropoda, Arachnida, Araneae, Uloboridae. The record is from RefSeq and is a predicted model, not a curated record. Gene Ontology annotation, cellular component: nucleus.
GUUUAUGGUACAGCGGCGUAAUUUUCGUAAUAGAAGGUUCUUUCUCUAAAAUAGUUCAAUUUUGUUCAGAUUGGACAAUGGCAUCGACCCCAACUUCUGAAGAAAGGAGACGAUGCAGUCCAUUGGAAAGUGAAACAAGUAUGAAUGGAAGUUAUGAACAAGAUAAGCAAAGUAGUAUAAGUGGUAGUGGAGAUGAACAGACUCGUAGGUCAACCAGAAGAAAACGUACAAAAGCGGAAGUCAAAGAAGGAGAUGUGAAGCCUGUAAAUGUAUCGGAAGAAGAAAAUAAUUCUGAUGAUGAAAAAGUCAAACCUGAUAAGCCUGUUACAUCUUCAAGUGUUAAUGAGGAUGUUGAAGAUUUGGAUAGUGAACAAGAUGAUCCUACUGGACUAGAAGGUGCUGCCUUUCAAAGUCGACUUCCAUUUGAUAAAAUGACUAGUCAAGAAGCUGCUUGUUUUCCAGAUAUAGCUCAAGGAAUGUCAAGUAGCCAAAAAGUUUUUCUUAAUAUUAGAAAUCGAUUGCUGCAGAUGUGGCUUGAUAAUCCUAAGCAACAACUGCUUUUUGAAAAUGCAUUAAUGCAAAUGGAGCCACCUUUUAAUAGUGAUGGACCAUUAGUCAUGAGAAUACAUGCUUUUCUUGAACGUUAUGGCUUUAUCAAUUUCGGGGUUUAUAAAAGAUUAAAAAUGCCUCCUGUUAAGAAAGUUGGAAAGGUAAUUAUUAUUGGAGCAGGAAUAUCAGGUCUAGCAGCUGCCCAACAGCUUCAGCAGUUCGGAAUGGAUGUUGUAGUGUUAGAAGCAAGGGAUCGUGUUGGUGGACGUGUUGCUACUUUCAGAAAAGGUAAUUUUAUUGCAGAUUUAGGAGCAAUGGUUGUAACAGGAUUAGGAGGAAAUCCUAUUGCUGUUUUGAGUAAACAAAUUACUAUGGAGUUACAUAAAAUAAGGCAAAAAUGUCCUUUGUAUGAAUCUAAUGGUACAACUGUGGCUAAAGACAAAGAUGAAAUGGUUGAAAGAGAAUUCAAUAGACUCUUAGAGGCUACUUCUUACUUAUCUCAUCAACUUGACUUUAACUAUGUUCAAAACAAGCCUGUUUCCCUCGGACAAGCACUAGAAUGGGUCAUAAAAUUACAAGAAAAGCAUGUUAAAGAAAAACAAAUUCAACAUUGGAAAGCUAUUUUAGAACUUCAAGAAAAAUUGAAAACCAAUUUGAACAAAAUGUCACAUCUUAAAGAUCAGAUUGAAGAAAUGCGUAAGCAUUACCAAGAACUUCAUGAAUCAAAACAACAGAAAGACAUUACGUUAGAGUUUGUUCUUCGUAGUAAAAUGAGAGACAUAGGUGCUGCAUGUAAGGAAUGGGAUCAGUAUCAGGAACAGCAAAAAGAAAUAGAAGAAAAAUUACAAGAAUUGGAAGCAUCUCCACCUAGUGAUGUGUACUUGUCAUCAAAAGAUCGACAGGUUCUUGACUGGCACUUUGCCAAUCUAGAAUUUGCUAAUGCAACUCCUCUAAAUAACCUUUCUUUGCGACAUUGGGAUCAAGAUGAUGAUUUUGAAUUUACUGGAAGCCAUAUGACUGUUCGCAAUGGAUAUUCCUGUGUUCCAGUUGCUCUUGCAGAUGGUUUAGAUCUCAAAUUAAAUAUGGCAGUGAAGAGCAUUCGGUAUUCCCCUCACGGUGUGGAAGUUUUAGCCAUGAACACAAGAGCCAACUCUGGUAUGGUAAGUUUCAAAGGGGAUGCUGUACUAUGCACUCUUCCACUUGGGGUUUUAAAACAUUCCAUUCAGUCUAAUGCUCAGUCAUCCAAUGCUGUUCAAUUUGUACCUCCCCUUCCCGAUUGGAAAGUAGCUCCUAUUCAAAGGCUUGGCUUUGGUAAUCUCAAUAAAGUUGUUUUGUGUUUUGACCGUGUAUUUUGGGAUCCAAAUGCUAAUCUGUUUGGUCAUGUUGGUAGUACCACAGCUAGUAGAGGGGAAUUGUUUUUAUUUUGGAACUUAUACAGAGCUCCAGUUUUGCUAGCCUUGGUUGCUGGAGAAGCUGCAGCUAUUAUGGAAAGUGUCAGUGAUGAUGUUGUGGUUGGUCGAUGCAUUGCUGUUUUGAAGGGAAUUUUCGGCAAUGGGGCUGUGCCUCAGCCAAAAGAAACUCUAGUUACUCGAUGGAGAGCGGACCCCUGGUCAAGAGGCUCUUAUUCAUAUGUUGCAACUGGUUCAUCUGGAAAUGAUUAUGAUGUACUGGCUACUCCUGUCUCACCACCUGCUAAUAUGCAGGGAAGCCAAUCUGUGAACAUCCCUAGACUCUUCUUUGCUGGUGAACACACAAUUCGCAAUUACCCUGCUACUGUCCAUGGUGCACUUUUAAGUGGAUUGCGUGAAGCUGGUCGUAUUUCAGAUCAGUUUCUUGGCUGCCCUUACGCAGUUCGUCAACAGCCAAUGCCUCAACAGGUCCAGUGAAGUAUUUAUAAAGUUGUGCAUUGUUUUAAAAUAUCAUUUUUUUUACAUUUUUUUUUGUAUGCACUAUGCAGACAUAUGUAUAAUAGUUACUCCAAUUUAAGUGUAGCUACUGGAAAUGUAUUAUUUUAUGUUAAUACAAAGUUAAAAAUUUUAACAGAACCUGAACAUAUAUCUUUUAAUGUUCUCUUUGUUUUAUUUUAUGGUUUGAACUUAUCAGCAACACACCUGUAGCUUAAUAUUUUUAUGUAUCUUCAACCAAGAUAUCUCAUUUUUGUUAACAAUACUUUUUCUAUCAAAAGAUAUUUUAGUAUUGAAAAUGGUUUUAAGGAUAUUAUUACAGUAUUUGUGUGUUAAUGAUCCACUGUGGUUAUGUUUGCAUUGUGCUUUGUUUGUGAUUUAGAUUAUUUUUUUAUGCUUAAACAUACAUUCAAUGUUAUUUAUAUAUACAUUUUCAGUUGUGAAUACCUAUUUUUUUGCUGUAAUAUCGUUUAAAAACAUUUAUUCACCACAUUCUUGUAAAAUAUUGUUCCAAUAAAAAGUAUGUUUUCC